Messenger RNA from Notothenia coriiceps (black rockcod), 2528 nucleotides. RefSeq names its product ephrin type-B receptor 4-like. Lineage: Eukaryota; Metazoa; Chordata; Actinopteri; Perciformes; Nototheniidae. Gene Ontology annotation, cellular component: dendrite; plasma membrane. The transcript has 13 exons. Gene Ontology annotation, molecular function: transmembrane-ephrin receptor activity; protein binding; ATP binding. Gene Ontology annotation, biological process: axon guidance; protein phosphorylation; ephrin receptor signaling pathway. Bases 6 to 2528 code for a protein of 840 amino acids. The record is from RefSeq and is a predicted model, not a curated record.
UCCUGAUGAACACUAAGACGGAGACUUCUGAUCUCAAAUGGACCGUCUUCUCACAUGCCAAACCCGAGUGGGAGGAAGUAAGUGGUUUGGAUGAGGAGAACAACAGCGUGAGGACCUAUCAGAUCUGUCAGACUGACAGCGCCUCCAGCCAUUGGCUGCGCAGCGGCUUCAUCCAGCGGAGAGGAGCGUCUCAGGUCUACGUGGAGCUGCGCUUCACCGUGAUGGAGUGUUCCUCCAGGAGCAUCCACCACCGCAGCUGUAAGGAGACGUUCAACCUCUUCUACUACCAGGCCGACUCCGACGAGGCGACGUCCUCCUACCCGCCCUGGAUGGAGAACCCAUACACCAAGGUGGACACAGUGGCUGCAGACUUUCUACGGAGGAAGGGCGGGGAGAGGAAAUUCAAUGUGAAGACCUUAAGGCUCGGCCCUCUGUCCAAGAGAGGUUUCUACUUGGCCUUCCAGGCUCAGGGCGCCUGCAUGGCCCUGCUGUCCGUCAGGGUCUUCUUCAAGAAGUGUCCCCCCCUGGUCAGUGCUCUUUCCUCCUUCCCAGAGACCGUCCCCCGCACCCUGGUGCAGGAGGCCCAGGGUGUGUGUGUGGAGCACUCCGCACAGCAGGGGCCUCGACCUCGGCCCCCGAAGCUCUUCUGCGGGGAAGACGGUCACUGGGUGGGCCAGCCGACAACUUCCUGUGCCUGCAUGCCAGGAUAUGAGCCCUUCGAAGGACAAACCAGAUGCACAGCCUGUCCUCCAGCUCAGUUCAAGUCCUCCGCAGAGGGACAGUGCAAAGGCUGUCCAGGAUUCAGCCAAACCACCAUUGCAGGGGCCUCAGUGUGUGCGUGUCUAUCUGGAUACUUGCGUGCAGAGUCUGACACUCCUGACACACUGUGCACAAGACCUCCCUCAGCUCCGCGCACCGUCCGCUCCCAGAUCAACGACACCACGCUCAGCCUGAAGUGGAAUGAGCCUCUGGACAACGGCGGCAGAACAGACCUGAGCUACGCCAUCAGAUGCUCCUUCUGCAGGUCCACUAAGGGCCCCUGCCUGCCCUGCGGGGACAGCGUCAGCUACCGGCCCGAGCAGCAAGGCCUGCUGGGUCGCAGGGUGGAGGUGUGGGGCCUGCUGCCUCAAACCACGUACUCCUUCACAGUGCAGUCUCUCAACGGGGUGUCUCAUGUCAGCGGCAAGGACCCUGCCAGUGGAAGUGUCAAUAUCACCACCAGCCACAACGUGCCGUCGCUGGUGUCUGUGAUUCGGAAGAGUGACUCCACAGAGAGCAGCCUGACUCUGCACUGGUCAGUCUCCGCUCAGCUGCACUACACCAUCCUGCAGUAUCAGGUCCGCUACUGUGAGAAGGAGCGACGUAGUGAGGACCAGUGCCACUACACAGAGAGCAACAAGAACCAGGCGGUGCUGACGGACCUCCGCAGAGCGACCCAGUACGAGGUUCAGGUUCGGGCGCGCACCAUGGGCGGUUACGGCAGCUUCAGUCCUGCAGCCUUCUUCCGCACGCUGCCUGAUAGUCACGACUCUGCCGCCCAGUUCCUAGUACCUGGCAUCCUUAUCGCUGUCGGGAUGUUGCUGCUUGUCACUUUCGUCUUAGUGGCCGCCUACUGCAUACGCAGACACAGCCGAGUAAAGGACCCAGAGCUGAGCGACAAAAACAGCCAGUACCUCAUCGGCCAAGGGGUCAAGGUUUAUAUCGACCCCUUCACCUACGAGGACCCUAAUGAGGCCGUGCGAGAAUUUGCCAAGGAGAUUGAUGUUUCCUUUGUUAAGAUCGAAGAGGUUAUCGGUGCUGGAGAGUUUGGAGAGGUGUGUCGAGGGCGGCUGAAGGUCCCGGGGAAAAAAGAAAACUACGUAGCCAUUAAAACACUAAAAGGGGGCUUCACUGACAAGCAGAGGCGGGACUUCCUGUCCGAAGCGUCCAUCAUGGGUCAGUUCCAGCACCCCAACAUCAUCCACCUGGAGGGCAUCAUCACGGCCAGCUGCCCCGUCAUGAUCCUCACAGAGUUCAUGGAGAACGGAGCGCUGGACUCUUUCCUGCGGCUGAACGACAGCCAGUUCACUCCCAUCCAGCUGGUGGGAAUGCUGCGUGGCAUCGCCUCCGGCAUGAAGUACCUGGCAGAGAUGAGCUACGUCCACCGGGACCUGGCUGCCCGCAACAUCCUGAUCAACAGCAACCUGGUGUGCAAGGUGUCUGACUUCGGCUUGUCACGCUUCCUGCAGGAGAAUUCCUCCGACCCCACCUACACCAGCUCUCUGGUGAGAUCACGCCUCAGAAACUAUUCAAUUUCACAGUAUAUACACCUGUCAUUUAAAGAUGUCUGUGGAUCAGCGAAGAACAAACUUAUUUACAGCGAUGGCCUGGCAGAAGCUCCAGCAGAGUCAACACAACUGUUGCAGAGCAGCGGGGGGGCGACUCUCCCUGCGAUCAAACUUAAUACAAAACAGAGUGGAGGCGCUCAGCCGCAAACUGUGCCUCCCAUCUUCCACCGCAAUCACACUGCGUACACAGGUGAACAAUAA